Megalops cyprinoides (Indo-Pacific tarpon) is the source of this 1842-nucleotide messenger RNA. Its product is annotated as extensin-like. The coding region runs from base 100 to 1833 and encodes 577 amino acids. NCBI's taxonomy places the organism in Eukaryota, Metazoa, Chordata, Actinopteri, Elopiformes, Megalopidae. Gene Ontology annotation, cellular component: nucleus. The transcript is spliced from 5 exons. The record is from RefSeq and is a predicted model, not a curated record.
AGCAACUAUCCAGUCAUAACUAACGUAUUUGACACGGAUUGGUGCAACCACCUGUGGGUAGACGCAAGCCCAGCGUCUGCUCCUGGCAAAGGUGAAACCAUGGAGUCUCAACACGUGAAACUUCAUCAGGGAGGCUCUGACCCUGGAUAUGUCAGCUUUAAAAACGAGCCAGAACAUGGAGAGCUGCUGAUGGAAGACGUUCAUAUUCCUUCAGAAAUGCAGAUUGUGGGGAACUCUACUUCAUAUCCUCUUCAACCAGGCGGCUUGCAAAACAGUGGCAAAAAUGCCGUUAGCCAGCGUGACUUGCAGGGAUUACAUUUUCACGCAAAUUCAGACAGCAGGAAGUCCCGCGCCCGCUUCACGCGGGAGGAAGAGAGGGCCCUCCUGGCGGGGGUGGUGGAGCGCUGGGACGAGCUGUACGGGUAUCAGAGCCAGGCCCUCCCCCGCGGCGCGAAGACGCGCAUCUGGAACGACAUCGCCGCGCGGCUCUCCGGCUCCUCCAGGGAGGUGAGGGACGGCGAGGAUGUGCGCAAGAAGUGGCUCUACACCAAACUGACGCUCAGGAACCGGCUGCGGGCUGCCAGCCAGCUGGGCCUGGGCGCGUACCCGCCCGACCUCAGCCCCCUGGAGCAGCGCGUGCUGGCGCUGAUGGGGCACGACAGCGGCGGCAGCGUGGACGCGCCGGACAUCGGCUUCGGCCCGGUCUCCGGGGAGGAUAUCCGGCCCCUCACCCUGCAGGGAGCAGAGGACCUGGACACCGUCGGCUCCACCAGCGACACGGAGGUGGACGGCAGCCAGGAUGAGCCGCAAGAGGAGUCAGCUCCUCCAACGUACAUUACUGCUCCUGCUGCCCCUGCCUCCGUCCCCUCCCCCAUCUCCACCACUCCCUCCACCUCUGCCUCUACCUCCAGCUCCCAGCGAAAGAACGCCCGUCCAGAGGACCCCCUGGCUCCCGCCCUGGCAGCGAUCAAGAACCGGCAGGACAGGUCCAUUUCCCUGUACAAAGAAGCCAUAGCGGUGUUGCGCUCGCUGGCCGCGGACGUGCGCAGGUACGUGGACUACAUGCUCUCUAUGGGCGUGCCUGAGCACACGCCCGAGGGCGCCUCGCGGAGGGAAUCGUCCUCCAAGCAGCCUAGCACGCUCACGAACACCACCCCCCAGCCAGCGGGAUCCUCCAGGCCUCAGUCUCCAUCCCCAUCGCCCAACCUGGCUCCUCCUGCGCCCCAAGUGCCAACACCAGUGGAACAGCCCCCCUCCGCAGCCCCCACGCAUCCGCCCACACACCCCAGCGCUUCCUUCUCACGGACUGUCCCACAGCAUCCCAGCUCAGCCCCACCCCUACCCUCUUUCCCACUAAUUUGCUCUUAUCACAUUAUGCCUCAGUUCCCCACCAUGUCCUUCCCCGCAUAUUAUUCAGGUCCACAGUCUUCUACGCACCAGUUUUCCCCCCAGUCCAACCUAACCGCCACACAUCCACCCACGGCUCCUCCCGGCUACCAGUACGCGCCUGCGGUCACGCUGGUAGCCCCUCCCACUUUCUACCCUCCACCCUCUCCUUUCGCAGCCCCCUCCGUCUUCCAUGACCCGCCCCCUCCCUCGUUCUACCCCGCACCUCCCAGCGCUCCAUCCGAUCCGACUCAGUCGCCUGUGAACUGUGCUCCUUUCCUCAGCUCCCAUGCAUCUCCACAGAACCUCAGUUCAUCUCCGAUCUCCGGCUGUCAUCCUUACCAGAAGGCAGCGUGGAGGGGGAGAGGCGGAGGCUUGGUGCGGAAGCGUUGGGGUCGAAAAGGAGGCUGCUCGUACCCCUCAGGCAGGAGCAGAGAGCUCUGCUGAAAUGGACAG